UUCAUGUCACUCAUUCUAUGCAAACAACAACGCACCUCCCUAUGCUGACUGCCUUCAUCAGUAGGCUACAGAGAAGACUGAACCAGAAAACAAGAAUACGUCUCAUCAGAGCACAAAGCAAAGGAAAAUUCAAUCAAAACCCAAUUUUCAGAGUAAUGGAUCCCAGCCAGUCUUUCAGUCAGCCUCCAGGAGCAUGGGAUUCAUCUGAGAAAUCAGCAAUGUUGCAUCCUUCAGCACCACCACCAGCAGACCAGGACAGUGCUGGAUAUCCUCCCUCCUCAGGGCCGUAUUCAGGAGAAGCUGUGGUUGCUGUACAGCCUGCAGUUUUUGAGAUCGCUACUCCACUGGCCAGUUCAUUGCCAGAUUACUUGGGUUACUCCAUCUUUACCAUGCUGUGCUGCUGUUUUCCUCUGGGCAUUGCUGCGCUGAUUUUCUCCUGCUCUACUCGAAACGCCAAUUUCUCAGGACAGCGAGAAUUAGCAGAGAAGAACUCCAAAAUGACACUCAUCCUGAAUCAUGCCUCCCUUGGUGUUGGCCUCGUUUUCAUUGUACUGUUGAUUAUUGUCAAUGUCUUAACUUCACUUCAUAAAAGCUGAUAGAGCUGUCAUGGUUGGAUGCAGAUUACAAACAGAUUUGAUUCUCUGCAUUGUAAAUGCCAUUUGCUCAAUGUAUCAUUAAAGCCUAUGACAUGUGCUUUAAGACUGAUUAUUGCAUGUUUAGACUUUUUUUCUUAUCUUGAGCUGUGCUAAUUAGAUUUUAUUUUUAUUUUUUUUUACAUAGAGUUUUAUUAUGUAUGUAUAUAAUAAAACUGUAUGUUAAAAAAAUCUAAUUAGCUGAUAAAAAGGGUUUUAAAAAUGUGGAUUGGCAGAAAUCUAUCAGAAAUCUGUCAAUCCACAUUUUUUAACCCCUUUUUUUAUCAUGCAUGCAACAUCUUUAUAUGACAGUAAAUAACUACUGUACCUUCCAAUUUAUGAGAAAUUAAUUUCGGGUAACACUUUAUAAUAACUUUAAUAAAUCAUUAACAAACAUUAUAUAAUGCUUAACAGAUCAUUAGUUAAUAUAUUUAUAUAUAUAGAGAGAGAGAGAGAGAGAGAGAGAGAGAUAUGGCUAGAAACAUGAGAUAAUGUGCUUGUUAAUGUUUACUAAACUUAUUUAACAUUACCUAAAGAUCAACAGAUAGUUCAUUUAAAUUACAAUGCUUACAAAUGUCACUAAACAUUUAAUUCAUAUGAUCAUGCACAUCUUGAAAAUCGACACAUUAUUUUUUUCAGAUGCUUUACAAUGAUAAAAGCUUUUGUUAAUGUACAACACUUUUGCUGCUAUUGAGGUGUGAUAUGGGUAGGUUAGGGUUAGGGUUUGGUAUUAUGGGUUUGUUUAAGGGUUGGAUAAGGGCUCAACAAGUGUAGAGGGGUCAGUUUUUGAUUAUUAAAAGGGAGCAUGGUUCAAUCUGUUUAUAUUACAUUGUUUUGAGAAAUCAACAAGUAUUUUUAUUUGUUUUUUCCUGCUGAUGUAUGAUUCAAGGAAUACCCUGUUUAAUGAUGAAGUAUAUACUAAUAUAAAUGUUGAGGAAAUAAAAAUGUUUUACACCCAAAUUACAUAUAUUAUGUCUUUAAGGAG
Messenger RNA from Carassius gibelio (silver crucian carp), 1617 nucleotides. Its product is annotated as transmembrane protein 91-like. The record is from RefSeq and is a predicted model, not a curated record. Bases 18 to 596 code for a protein of 192 amino acids. NCBI's taxonomy places the organism in Eukaryota, Metazoa, Chordata, Actinopteri, Cypriniformes, Cyprinidae. Gene Ontology annotation, cellular component: membrane. The transcript is spliced from 2 exons.